UUCCAGAUGUUGUUCAUUUUGGAUACAUGUCCAGUUUGAGGCGGAUUGAGGAAGCAUGGGGCAUAUAAUCACAAUAAACUGGAGAUCACGUGGAACGAUUCGACAACCUGUGAACUUCAAAUUCAACGCCAGCACCGCCACGUUUCGGCUUGUACAUUUUUACAGGCAUGGCAUUUGGAUCCUUCCUCUCCAGUGCGCGUACCCACAUGCGCAUGCGUCCCUGCGUUGGGUGAAAAGGGAACGCGCUGUAACGGAGAGAAAGCGUUCCAGUGAACCGCUAUACGUACCUAUAGACUUCAGGCCACUCAGACCAACUAGAAACGACCCUGUGAUUAGUGUGUACGCUUCUUGUUUCCGCUACAUUGUUUCGAGGGAUGAACUUUGAUGCUCACAUCACAUCACUGCUUUUACACGGGUGUGUGCGUUGCAGGCAGACGCAUAUUUCGUGUUUUCGCAAGCAGUGUGUGUCACCAAGAGCAACGCGAACUUGCUUGCAACAUCAUUGUACAGUUUAACAGGCUUGUUCCACGGAGCUGAGCUCAUCUGUCGGGCAGCGCAGCUGGGAGAAGCCCCGACUCAUUACAUAUGUACCACUGAGGACAUACUAAGUGGAAAUGAAAGAGGGAAAAGGAUAACCUCAUGCACUGUGUAGACAUGAGAGGUCAAUGGAGCAUGUGAAGAUGUCCCAGAAAGCAACUAAAAUAUGGUGGCUUCCCCUAAUUCUCCUCUUAUUCAUCUCUUUUGUCAUAUACUACUACUCCUUUGCCAUACUUCAGAGCUACAGAGGCACCAACAAGUCUCCGAACAGUAGUAAGUCGCUGUGUGAUGGCUGGCUAACCCGUAAGAAGUGGGAGAGUCUUAACUUUAACAUUAGCAGACAGAUGCAGCUCUUUCUGAAAAUGGAGGAUUUCUUCUGGCGGGAGCAUCUGUCAAAUCUGGUAUUACCUUAUGGAAUUAAGAGCAGUGAGUUGCUGCUACUGAAAGUUCUUGCUGCAAUUGCAAAUGAUCAGGUGCCUGCCAAAAUUGAAAAUCUUGAAUGCAGAACCUGUGUUGUCAUAGGCAAUGGCUUUGCUAUUAAAAACAGCUCCUUGGGAAGCACCAUCAACAAAUAUGACGUGGUCAUUCGAUUGAACGAUGCCCCGGUGAGAGGCUACGAGGAGGACGUGGGGAACAAGACCACCAUGAGGUUCUUCUACCCCGAGUCGGCCUCUUACAACCCUGGACUGCACAACGAGCCUGACACGCUUAUGGUUUUGGUGCCUUUCAAGCAGCAAGAUCUCCGCUGGCUCAAGGAGAUCCUCUAUAAUGAGAAGAGGGUCAGGAAAGGCUUUUGGAAGCCCCCUCCCCAAAUCUGGUUGGGUGACAUCAGUAAAAUCAGAGUGCUGGACCCCUAUUUUCUGCACAAGACUGCAGACAAACUGCUUCGGAUCCCACUGCAACCCAAAAGUAAACAGCCAGUGCAUCCUACCACAGGUAUCCUCGCUGUAUUUGUUGCUCUCAACUACUGUGAUGUGGUCCACAUUGCUGGUUUUGGAUACCCCAACACAAGGAGCCAAAAGGACCCUAUCCAUUACUACGGAUAUGACACCAUGAAGUCUAUGAAGAAUUCUUACCAUGACCUCAAUCAUGAAGCUGAAGCCUUAAAAAGACUGGAGGAUUCGGGAGCCAUUUCAUACCUGCACCCGGAUUUAUGAUACACCCAUUUCUCCAGUUUGAUUUAAUCCAAAAAGAAAGUAUUGCACACCAAAUUGCAUUUGAAUGUGGGUUAGGUCAUCCCAUUCAAAUCAAAUCUUAACGUGCCUUCUGCAAUGGGAUGCAAGACAUUAUGCUGGUGGUGCAUUAAGGCAUCAUUUGGUGACACAAGUGUCACAGAUCUAGCUGUGAAGUAUGUUUAGCUUCCUGGCGCCUACUAUUCUGUCAAACUCCAAGACAUGAAACGGGAUUUACCUGCUUUGUAAACAACUGUCUUUCAAUGUGUCCAGUAGAAUAAACAUUGGUAACAUGGCUCACA
Etheostoma spectabile (orangethroat darter) is the source of this 2011-nucleotide messenger RNA. RefSeq names its product ST3 beta-galactoside alpha-2,3-sialyltransferase 4 (gene st3gal4). The record is from RefSeq and is a predicted model, not a curated record. The transcript has 12 exons. Gene Ontology annotation, molecular function: sialyltransferase activity. Gene Ontology annotation, biological process: glycolipid biosynthetic process. NCBI's taxonomy places the organism in Eukaryota, Metazoa, Chordata, Actinopteri, Perciformes, Percidae. Bases 666 to 1694 code for a protein of 342 amino acids.